This is a messenger RNA of Anopheles nili, 9239 nucleotides long. Its product is annotated as neurobeachin-like protein 1. The record is from RefSeq and is a predicted model, not a curated record. The transcript has 19 exons. Gene Ontology annotation, molecular function: protein binding. The coding region runs from base 1 to 8205 and encodes 2734 amino acids. Lineage: Eukaryota; Metazoa; Arthropoda; Insecta; Diptera; Culicidae.
AUGGAUUCCAGAAAGGAUAUCUACAAUCUCUGGGUGCAGUACACGACAAAAAAUGAAGAAAUUUACUUUCGUCAGUUCAUUGCGGGAUUCGUGAAUAUUUGGCACUCCCAGCUACAACUGGAUUUUGAAAAUGCUCCUCUAUGGGAUGCUGUUGCGUCGGAUUUGGGACCUCAUUUGAGUCGUCUGCCGGAUGAACUUCUACCGGCGAUUGAAAAAUUUUUGAUAAUUGCUCGAGAUAGUUGUGAAAAUAUUCGGCAUGGUGGAGAAUUUCACGAAACAUGGAUGAGCGAAAAUGUUCUGCUAGUUCAAUGCCUCAUUGUAAUCUGUCGUCAUUUUGACAACAUUGCUUCUGUAAUUAAUUCAAGUUACAUCUCCAGCUGUGUUGCAAUUUCUAAUUUUAUUAUAACAAGGCAGUCUACGGAUGUGCAAACUGAUGAGCUAUUUGUAAAAAAUGCAGCAAGACUUUUGGAGGUACUGUACGAUCCGUAUCUGACCUGGAGGAGCUAUUUACGAGGCAAUCAUGCCGACUACGCCAGCUUGAACUACAAAAUUUCUCAAAUGCACCCGGAAAUAGUGCCAUUUAUAUACGAUUGCUUCCAGAGCGGUAAAGUUACCAAAAACGCAAAUAUUGGUGGAGACUUAGUCCAUAUACUAGGGGCAGUCAUUGCAGGAUCUCAGCACAAUGGAUUGCGUGCCAUAAGCCCUGCAACUGUUACCAUUAUAAUAGAUGUAAUAUCGAAAUGGGAAAGCAAUGCUAAUCUCCGAAAGUUAAUGUUGCAUUGCUUUGCAUUAAUGGCAGUUAUUCUACAAAAAUCUAGUCCUGAGCAGCGCCAGAUAGAUUUGUUGACAAUUUUUCAACUGUAUAUAGGAUCGAUACGCGACUUACUGAUGACAGACCACUUCAUGGCGAGUUGUUCAUCAGCUGCAAGCUUCGAAUUGUCUCACGACGACGAUAAUUGUCUCGAUAUCGGCGCUAUAUCCGCGGCCAUACAGACGAUACAAGAAUUCAUUCCAGAUCAUUCUAAUAAGUUGAUAUUAUGCAAUGCUUUGUUUGAAGCGAAGUUUCUCGCACAGCUCGUUCAGAUUCCAGAACAAGUAAAGAAGUGGAACAUUGAUCACCAAGCUCUUGGUACAGUGCUGGUAGAGACGCUGCAUAAAUUAUGCUAUAAUUCAGAAAAAAUGCAGCACAACCUAAUGCAUACCAACUACAUAAAUAUGUUGUUUGAUGGUUUAAAAGAUUUUGGUAAACCCACAUCAAGUUUAAUUAAUCAAUGUCUAGGGUUCGCGUUUGAUGAGUUGGAUUUUCGGCAAGUAAAUCCAAUUGUCGUCAUUAAAUUAAUAGAAUGGAUUCCAUUCAUGGGUGAAACUGAGCAAAAUAUGCUUAGCGAGGUGCUGUUGAAGAAGUGCUCAGGUACUUUACAAAGCAAACAAGAUGUAUGCAGAGAAAAAACUGUCAAACGUAUCGUAGAUGCUUGUUUAUCAAAUUCUCACCAGCUCUCUUCGAAAUGUACUAUAAAUCUUUUGAAGCUUGUGGAAGAACUAGCCAAAUAUAGCAUAUAUCCCACGGAAGUGAAUAGUUUAUUCCGUCUGUUACGACUUGAGUCACAGUUCGAUUACCGUAAGGUGCUGCUGGAAACGAUCUUGAGAGUUUCGCACCACUGUAGCUCCCAGGGAAACGUGCCCGUUAAUUUUCUAGACAUCCAAACUAAUACCAGCGGAAUCACGAUACCCGAAAUACGCAAAUGGGAAACAACACAUGGAUUCGUCUUUCACGCCUGGCUUCGAUUAGAAGAGGAAAAGUCAUUGGCACAAAACUAUCGUCGACAGCUUUUUAGUCUAACCACCAAUUAUGGUACUGGAUAUGAAUUUUUCAUACAGAAGAAUGGUAAUCUAGUGGUCAGCGUUAUCACGAAGAAGGAAUUUUUCACCGCCACUGUGCAAUCGCCGCAACUACUGGAUGGUCGAUGGCAUUCGGUCACGGUCAGCGUUGUACCACCGAAGCGAUUGUUUUCGUACCAUCAAAUCAACGUAUAUAUUGACUCCGUUCAAAAGUUAGGAUCCACGAUGAAGUACGCUUCGUUUGCGGAGGUAUUUCAUUACUGUUCAAUCGGAGCGCCAUACAACAAUUUCCGGAAAGUAUCGCACACAUCGCAUCAAUCAAACUCCGCUCGAAUGAGCCCUGUACUAGAUGCAUCACCAAGCGGCGAAAAGGAAGAAAAAGCUAAAUCCUUGGGAUUAUUUCCCAACAUUAUCGAGAGGACGUUCUUUCCGGGCCUAGUUUCACAGGUACCGAAUUAUUUUACUCUUCCGAGCAAGUCUACAUCCUCGUUGGAUCCCAGCGUGAAAUCCUACCCUAUUGGAAUGCAAGAUUUAGUAUUCGGUGAAGCAAUCUGCCUGAAGGGGCAGCUCGGUGCCGUUCUGUUGGCCGACACAAAUGUUAGUCUCAAGAAUCUAUUUGAGAGCGGACCAAACAUUGCGAAUGUUCUAGCGACAGAUAUGAUCGAAUCGUUUGAUAUGGCUUCAAAGUUUGUGUUUUGUUUUGCUCCUAACGCGUGUUUUGACGGGUUGUGUUUGGAUCUGGCUCCAGGAAAUCAAUAUAACGGCCAUUUGGUGGCUAGUGUCGCCAAUACACUCUCUAUGCAGAAUGCGCUAAAUGGAAUCGGUGGCAUGGUGGCAUUACUGCCUAUAUUAGAUGGCAUAUCGCUUAUGCCUGACUCUGACAUUCCAUCGACUAACGAACUCAUAUCGCUGAGUCCUGUUGAAUCACCUCUGAAUGAGGAGCGGUUUGGUGAUUGGGAAAUGUUGCAAUUAAACUCGCUGACUGAAGCAAAGAUAAUACAAAACCCUAUCGCUUGUUUCCUGUGCUUAGUACGAAAUUUCAUCAAUGGCAGCGAGCUAAAUAAGGAGAAUAUGUUAAAAAACGACGCAAUCGCUAUUAUAAGUGCACUGCUUCAGAAGUGCAACGAGCGGCUUUUUGAUGUGAACGUGCUAAUGGCAGUGCAGCUGUUGAUUGAAUCGAUACAAAACGAAAUGCCAUCCGGAAACAUGGAGCUGUUGCAUGUGUUGCAUCGUGAUUUGGUGUUUAACUUCCGUAUCUGGGCUAAGGCUCAGUUUCAAAUUGUUAUAGGACAUGUACAGUAUAUAAGUACUAUCAUCAAAGAUGAUCGAAAAUAUUUUCGCAAGCAUUUUGGAAUACAGUAUUUACUGGACGUAAUUCAGGAGCAUUUCACCAAUAAUACAAACCUUCCACCACAAGAUUCUAAAAUGGUUCGGGAAUCUCUGUUGAGGAUCGUGAAAUACUAUAUUCAAAAAGAAGUUAAUAUUAGAGAGAUUUCCGCAGUGCUGGUAUUCCUUACCACGACGAAACACGAGGCGACGGUUGGUGAGAUUAUCGAUAUGUUAAUAUUGUUAAUCGAAGGAAAACACGUUAAGGAUCAAAUUUUCCUGCUAAUGUACGAACCACAUAUGGCCGAAGCUAUGUACACACUUUUCAUUGAUCGUCACUUUGGCAGCGAAGUGCAUACCAAGCUAAUCAAAUUUAUUACUGGCAUGCUUUGUACGAAACGAAUAUCAGGGAAACACAAAGCUGCCCUGAGAUUGUAUGAUACAUCUGUCGAAUGUCAUAGUCUUUAUCCGGGUCUGUUUUCGUUCAUGCUCCCUUUCCAACUGGAACCGCACGUUAUCCUUGGGUUGUUGGAUUUUAAUCUGAAUUCGGACACGGAAAUGGGCUAUGCUGGUGCGUUAUGCUUGAUUUACCAUUCCAAUCUUUCCAAUCUGUCGUUGAAGCUCGAAAUUAGUCGUCGUUUGAUGACAAGCACUUUUACCAAACCAAAGGCUCCGCAGAUGAUUGCGAAGCAGGUUGGGUGGCAAGAAUCUAUCGCACGGUUGCUCAUAAAAAAACCGGUUGAAAACCGUUUAGACGAAGGAACGGAAAAAAAUCAACAGAACCUGCUAACCGAUAUGGAUGAAGUGGUUAAACGCGAGAGCGAAUCUUCUGUCGUUGGUGUGGGCGUGGAUGAUCUGAUAGUGUUUGAUGAGGACAAUAUGGAACUGCACUUACAGGACAGCAGUAAGCAACCAAAUUCAUUCAUGUCGGAGGCAGCAACGGUUAUAGAGCAUGAAAUCAAAGAGUUAGCGGACACGGUGCAGGAGGCGGUAGUGGAUAACAUUGCCUCUUCGAUAACUUCAGUGUAUUCGGUGAUACGGCAAAAAACAUCGGAUAUUCAAGAUACGAUCGGAUCGUUAACACUAAGCUUUGAGGAUACUUCAGGGCGAAAGAAAAAAUCUUCACUCAGCAGUAGCAGUGACGAAAAUGUUUCCCUCGAUGAAUCUUGCUCGUUUGCUGGAACCACAUCAAUGGUGAUAGAGGAUGUACAGUCGACGAAGAGUGGAGAAGAUGUGAAGUAUACGGACGAUAAUGACGAAGAAAAUCUCGUUUGCCUUGUGUCUAGCAGUUUGUUCACAAUUCUGUGGCGCGGUGUGGAAAAUUCCAACGACUCUUGGCAGGAACGGGGUCAAGUGAUGGCUUGUAUCAACUUAAUUGCGUUGAACAACGAAUUAUACUGUUCCCAUUUGGCCCUACGUUUGCGUAUUUUGGAAAUGGGUGUUCAGGCAGCCCUGAUUGACUUGGCGGAGAAUGCGCAUCUCGCCUUAACGCAUCAACAGAACGCGGCUCAAUUACUACGAUUAGCUUACGAUUUGGUGGUGUUAGACCCAAACGAAGACGACUCUAAAAAGUGCUCUGUGAAACUGUUGGAUGGGGUGCUUUCACUACUUGACAUACUGAUGGUCUUUCAACAAAGUAGCAGUGAUGAUUGGUCUGAAAUGUCUCACCUCUGCCUGGGACUUUUGUUAAAGUGCUCUCAUAACGCAAAUUCAGAGAUAGUAGCGAUGGCCACGGCCAAAUUGCAUGCGUUGUUACAAAACCGUAUCAAUCAAGAUCCCGCCGAAAUCGGAUACCUAAUGUACAGUUUAAAUCAAGCAAUGUGCAAUGCCAUCGAAGUGGACAAUUCGGAGCAGUAUUCGUUUCUCAUUCCCGUGAUGAAAGCUUUACUAGAGAAAUCACGCACGGUGCUCGGUUUAGCAACGCAUACGCCAGAUCUACCAGCGACUUCGUCGGGUCCGAUUUUCUUCCAGGAUUUCCAAUCAUAUUGUGCUAGUCGGCAGUGGAUUACAUUCAUUGACAAAAAGAUUAAACCACUAUUCACAUCGUAUCAGAAAGACCUAUCCAAUACGCUCUGGGAACCGUUGAACACUUUUUGGGCCGAGUGCUACGAGUCGUGCAAACUGUCGUCGCAGCGCAGAGCUAAGCUACAGAUGGAAAGUCGUCGAAAAUUUCAGGAACGAAUACUGGUGCCCUGUCGGAUACGUCAAUCGGAGGAGAAUGCCCGCCUCAGCAUACAGCAAACUCAACGCAAGGCGAAGGAAGCUAACACGGACCGCCGCUGGCUGUAUUUGCAGCGGUUUCUAUACGGACCAAAAGGAGCCUGGGCGAAACAAUCUAAUGAAGAAGAAUACUGGCGUUUAUCUCAUCAUGAGAAUGUAACGCGAAUGCGCCUGAAGCUGGAACCGGACCUGUACCACGAUCCACAUACAGCGGCUGCCAAUUUGCGUGAUAACACUACGUCCUCUUCGCAAAACCGGCGACUUUCGUCGGAGUUCGGUUCAACAUUCGCUCCUGCCGCCAUGGGCGAAGAGAACACCGACGAGGAGAUGCUACUGCUGGAAGAGGAAAUGAGAAACAGUAUGGAACCGCAGGUUCCGGAAACAUCGGGUAAGGAAAAGGUUGUCAUCUCGCAGGAGUGCGAAUUGAUAACGCUUAUGACACGUGUAAAGGGACGCUUCGAUCUUACGACAAACCAAGUCAUGUUCACUGAAAUCGCAAGCCUCAAGGACGACGGCCAACGGCACGAUUUUAAAUUUCCAAUCGGGCAGCUACGCGAGCUUCAUCUCAGGAAAUAUAACCUACGACGCAGCGCACUCGAGGUGUUCCUCAUCGAUCAGACCAGCUAUUUCCUGAACUUCACGACCCGAACGCGCAACAAGAUAUUCACCAAAAUCCUCAGCCUGCAGCCUCCGAACAUUCUGUACGGUUCAGGACGAUCGCCGGCCGAGCUGCUAAAGUCGUCCGGCUUAACGCAGAAGUGGGCAAACCGAGAGAUUUCGAACUUUGAGUAUCUGAUGCAUUUGAAUACGAUUGCUGGUAGAUCGUACAAUGACUUAAGUCAGUACCCAGUGUUUCCGUGGAUUUUGGCGGAUUACACUAGCGAAGUGCUGGACUUGAACGAUCCAAAAUCAUUCCGGGAUCUCAGCAAGCCAAUUGGUGUGGUGAACCCAAAGAACGAAGCCGAAGUGCGGAGCAAAUUUGACGGCUUCGAGGAUCCCUCCGGGAUGAUACCCAAGUUCCACUAUGGCACGCAUUACUCUAACUCUGCUGGUGUACUGCAUUAUCUGAUCCGAGUGGAACCGUUUACCUCGCUGCACAUUGAGUUGCAGAGUGGUCGCUUCGAUGUCGCGGACCGUCAGUUUCAUUCCAUCCCUCAAACUUGGAAACUGUUGAUGGACAACCCGAACGACGUGAAAGAACUGAUUCCGGAGUUUUUCUACUUCCCCGAAUUCCUGAAAAACAUGAACAACUUCGAUUUGGGCGUGUUGCAGAUGACUAAGGAGAAGGUGGACGAUGUGAUGCUGCCACCGUGGGCGAAAACAGCCGAGGAUUUCAUCGCAAUCCAUCGGCGAGCAUUAGAGUCGGAGUAUGUGUCGCAACAUCUGCAUCACUGGAUCGAUCUUAUCUUCGGUCAUAAACAGAAGGGUCCCAAAGCGGUCGAAGCCUUGAACGUGUUCUAUUACUGCUCCUACGAAGGUGCGGUUGAUCUGGACAAAAUAGCAAACCCAAUAGAGCGUGAAGCCGUUGAAGGGAUGAUCAACAACUUUGGUCAGACACCGUCGCAGCUGUUACGUGAUCCACAUCCACGACGAUUGUCACAAGACGAACUGACGGUUCGUUUGUUGAAGCUGGAGCUUAGGCGUCCCGAUCUUACGCUUAUUCUCGAUCGCGUCCAAUGCGUCGCUUGCGAACUAUCCACCGACAAGGAUCCGGUCGUGUACCUUAGCACUCCUAAAAGCCCGCCACGAUCGUUUUUGCAAACCAGCCCAGAUAUGCUCAUAACAGUUACGAAAUCCGGUAUUCUUGGCUGUCACAGCUGGAUGUCCUUCGACAAGGAACGUGGCUUUUUGCUGGAGAUCGAUGCUACAACGCUAAACUUGAAAAAUCGCAAGAAACUCAUCGGACCGUUCCACCCGUCAGUGACACUCAGCUCCAAGCUGUUUGCUGUCAGCGUGGAUGCAAAAUAUAUUUACGCCGGCGGCAUCUGGGACAAUUCAGUACGCGUUUUCAACAUGGCUCGAGGGAAAGUCGUCGCAUCUGCCAUCAACCAUUUCGACGUGGUAACCUGUAUUGCAAUAGACAACUGCGGAUCGUAUCUGGUGACCGGGUCGAAGGAUUGUACAUGCGUCAUCUGGUCCCUUAACACGGGCAAUACCGCUGGUCAGACCACUGGUUCAAAUUUACAGCCCAAUACGGCUGCUUUGAAUCAGAACCUAGCCGGAAACGUGGUAGGAAGCGCAAAUGUAGUGCAUCUUACCAACAACCUGACACCGAAACCGGUGCACACUCUCUACGGACAUGACGACAGCGUCUCUUGUGUUGCCAUCAUGACGGAACUGGAUCUUGUUGUUUCCGGAUCGUUGGACGGUACUGUAAAUGUGCAUACCAUAAAAAAUGGACAAUUCGUUAGGACAAUAAAUCCCAUCGGAUGUACAGGCUGCAGGAUUGAAGUGUCUUUCAUCACAUUGUCAUAUCAGGGUCAUAUCGCUUUCUCCGCGCUGGAUGACACCUCCCAUUCGGUGCACGUGUUCAGCAUUAACGGUGUGAGCCUUGGGUCGAAAUACGUGUCUGGCCGCGUGACUGGGUUAACCUCGGCGUCCGAUUAUCUGGUGGUGUCCGAUGAUGCCGGUGAUGUGACCAUGAGCCGUUUGUACGGGUUGAAGCCAAUCUUCGACAUACCUCUGCACGUUCCCACGCAGACGAUCGUCGGUGCUGUUGGUAAUACGCAUCUGUUGGCACCGCUACGAGACGGAAGCUUGGGUGUAAUCGGGAUUCAACAACCAAUCGCCUACAAAAAACACAACGUUCUAAACGUCUAAUCUUCCAGCAACAUUAACGAUGUUUCACAGUAGUGGUUGCUAUGCGCAGUAUUUAUGUUAGUUACAAAAAUGUGUCUGGCGUGUUUGAAUGCAAUAUUUGAUUAAUAAGAAAAUAAAAAACUAGACUCACUGAGCAGGAAGCAAUUGCAAAACCCAAAUAUGGUACAUAGGCCAUUGGGCUCUGCUGGACGAUGUCCUGCCUACCGGACAUAGCAAUGCAUAACAAUCGUCAGUAUAUGAAAGAGCUGGAACAGUUUCUAGCACUAGUAGGACAGAAAAUAAUGGAACAUUUAUAUUAACCCGGCAAUGCCGUCAUAAUAGAUUUUUAGUAGAAAACCAAUCACUACGAUGGAAUAAGUUUUAGCAUUUUUUAAUUGAAUUUCAUUAUCUUCUUGCAAUAAUUUCUUGUAAUGAUCAAGUAAACCAGGUUCUUUUUGGAGAAUUACGUUAAUUUGAAAAAAAUCAUCCAAUAUAAUAAAUCACUAUACUUAAAGUGAUCAUCACGAUUUGCUUGAAAUAACCUCAUUUUGACCGUAUACCAGAUAUAAACUGGCACGUAUACGUAUUCCCGUCCUUGAUUACGGCUUAGUAAAGAGCACACUUUAGACAAAAUUACCGAACAUUUCAGUAGCGUUAUUGAUUUAAAAACAUAGAAAAGUGUCAAAACACGACAAAUUGUUAUAGCUGAAUGUGGAUCCGACGAGUUGUUGUUUUAGUGGUGUAAAUUAGAAAAAAAAAGUAUUGUUCAAUCGGAGUGCAAACAUGCUGGCCAAAUUUGUCCGGGCACUUGAAUAUAGAAUUCAGAAUAGCUGGAACAUUUAUUACAGUGUACUAAAACCUGCAGCAAAGAGUGAAUUUUAUAAAGUUAGGUCCUUGUCUUUUGCUUUUGACAAACUGGCGUAAAUAUCAAUGCAGAACUGUACACGAAACAUUCCUCAUGCAUAGAACAUCUUUUUUUCCAAGCUUGCUUUACCAACUUUUCGUUAUUUAUAGUAUUAUCAAUUUUAAACCAGUAACGAAUAAAAAUAUUUGUA